Molecule: messenger RNA, 1216 nt
Organism: Paramuricea clavata
Lineage: Eukaryota; Metazoa; Cnidaria; Anthozoa; Malacalcyonacea; Plexauridae
Source: the annotation of a GenBank genome assembly
AUGUCUGUGAUUGAUAAACAUGCCCCACUUAAAAAGAAACGUAUAGGGAACCGAAAGUCUCCCUGGAUUACUUCACAUGUAGUUCAGAAAAUUCGCGAAAGAGAUUAUCUAAAAAGGCAAUUCGAUAUUACACGUGACGAUGAAAUUUGGUUACAAUAUAAGAAAGCUCGAAAUGAAACUAACAACACUAUUAGGCAGGCUAAACAUAACUACUUUAUCACUAAUAUUGAGGCUGCACGAAAAGAUCCAAGGAAAACUUGGAGACUAGUCAACGAUCUGAACUCUCGUAAAGUGAGUGAUGUAACCAGUGUCAAGAAAGUCAAUCUUUACGGUAAUGAAAUCACUAAUGCGGCUGAAAUUUCGGAUGCCUUUAAUUCAUAUUUCACCUCGAUAGGAGAGAAACUUGCGAGCAAAAUACCUAGCUCGAAUGUUAAUCCCGUUUCUUAUAUUCAAUCCACACAUAGUGUGUUUUCUUUCGAGGAAAUUGGUUUGUCCACUGUAAAUUGUUUGCUAAAAACGAUUAAUGCUAACAAAGCGACCGGCCCUGAUAAAAUCCCAGGUAGAUUAUUGAAAAUAGCCGCUGAUAUUCUUUCCCCCUCGUUAACCAGAAUUUUUAAUAGAUCGCUUUCUAUGGGGAUUUAUCCGACUGAUUGGAAAAUGACAAAAGUCUUACCGUUAUUCAAAAAUGGCGACAAAUGUGAUCUAAGUAAUUAUCGUCCAAUUUCAAUUAUAUCGGCGGUUGCCAAAGUUUUUGGUAGAACCGUUUAUGACCAAUUUUACUCCUAUCUGACAAGUAACAACUUACUGUCUAACUAUCAGUCAGGGUUUCGAGCAUCAUAUAGUACCGUUACAGCUUUAUUAGAGUCGAGUAAUAACUGGUGCGUAAAUAUUGAUAAGGGUUUGCUUAACGGAGUGAUCUUCAUUGACCUAAAGAAAGCUUUCGAUACAAUUGAUCACGAAAUUCUUAUACGUAAACUCAAGUGUUAUGGUGUGGAUGACAAUGCGCUAUCGUGGUUUAAUUCCUAUUUAAACAAUCGAAAACAGAAAUGCUACGUAAAUGGCAAACUCUCUGGUAGUCGUUCUAUCUCCCCUGGAGUUCCGCAAGGCUCUAUUAUAGGCCCACUUCUGUUUUUGAUCUAUAUCAAUGACUUGCCUAACUGCUUGAACGAGGGUUUACCUAGAAUGUAUGCUGAUGACACGAACAUCAGCAUGCAAA